AAAAUAUAUUUGUUUGGAAAAUAUUAAUAAAGUAAGCCGUAAUCCAAAGAAAUCCCUAACAUUUACUUUGGAAAAAAAAAUUGAUUCUUGAGUCGUAGUAAACUAUUUGUACGACAUUUCUCCUCUUUGUAGGUUUCAAAGAGGAAGAACCCACAAAAAAAAAGUGUUUAUGGUGCUGCAAUUUGGCAAAUUUCCUUUGGGUUCCACCUACGUCUUCAUACGAUCUCUGCCCUAAAUUGAAUCACUCCCUUCUCCGAGGUUUCCAAGGGUAUUGGGAUCAAUGUUGAAUGAUUCUAAGAGUAAGUGUGAGAGUGUGUCUCAUCAGAAUUUGAAGGAAAAGACCAAGCACCGUGUCGAUGAUCUUCAGAGAAUUUUUUCAAAUCUCGAGUCCGCUAGGAAAGACAGUCGACCUGGGGACAUAGCUGUUUUUGAGGAGCAGGUCCAUCAGAUGCUACGAGAAUGGAAAGUUGAGCUCAGUGAGCCAACCCCAGCAUCUUCUUUACUUGGCGGUAGCCUUGGAUCGUUUUCUGAAGAGUUAGCUCGACUUCUGCAACAAUACGAUGUUGAGGACGAUGCAACUAGUCCAUUAAAAGAACUCCCACAUCCUAAGCCUGAGCCUGAUCCUGAGCUUAAUCUUGAAAACUUUGAUGUUGGAAAUUUUUCGGCGUUUGAACUGGACUACUUUGAUAAUAAGGAACCACAAGAUCAUGGUUUUCAAGGAUUUCCUGAACUUAAAGGAUCUGGUUUAGAUUUUCACGAGACAGUGCCAAAUGAUUCAAAUUUGAUUACUGGACUGGAGCAUCAACAGUUUGAUAUGUAUCAAGACUUCAGUCAAGGGCUUAUUGUUGGAGCCAAUAGCAUAAAUCAGUGUGGACAAGAUCCUUUACCCAAUGUUCUUCCUGAUAUUUCCCCUCCACCCUCUGCAUUCAUGGGGCCAAAAUGCGCUCUUUGGGACUGUUCUAGGCCUGCACAGGGAUCGAAAUGGUGCCAGGACUAUUGCAGUAGUUGUCAUUCAGUUUUAGCCUUAAAUGAAGGUGUUCCAGGCAUAGCUCCAGUUUUACGGCCUACUGGCAUCGGAAUGAAGGAUAGUCCGCUGUUUUCUGCUCUUAGUUUGAAGAUACAGGGAAAGGAGGUGGGAAUCCCAGAGUGUGAAGGAGCUGCUAAUACAAAAUGCCCGUGGAAUGCUCCUGAACUGUUUGAUCUUUCUCUCCUACAGGGUGAAAAACUUAGAGAAUGGCUCUUUUUUGAUAAGCCUAGAAAGGCAUUUGAAAGUGGAAAUAGAAAACAGAGGGGAUUGCCAGAUUACAACGGGCGUGGUUGGCAUGAAUCAAGGAAGCAAGUCAUGAAGGAAUUUGGGGGACUGAAGAGGUCAUAUUACAUGGAUCCACAGCCUUCAACCUCUCAUGAAUGGCAUCUAUAUGAAUAUGAGAUCAACAACUACACUACAUGUGCAUUAUAUAGAUUGGAGCUCAAACUUGUUGAAGGAAAGAGAAGUCCGAAAGGAAAAGGGUUGAAUGAUUCACUUGCGGAUCUGCAGAAAAAGAUGGGAAGGCUCACUGCUGAGGCUCCUAUAGAUGAUGGAAAUUCUUCAAUGACCAAAAUUAAUACUACUCAAAAGUAAUUUAGUAAUUUAUUUAUACUCCUUAAACGAUAAACAGUUCAAGAGGAAAAUUGAAAUAUUUGUGUUUCCUUUUGAAAAGUCUCAGUCCUAUAUCAAUUCAUCUGCAGAUGAGUUCUCAUCACUAGAGAAUUCAUGUUUGGCUACUACAGCUGGGCUGUGUUUGGUUAGAGAAUGGAAGAUUUUUUAAUGCCAAGCAAAUCAGGUUAGAGCUUUGUCAUCUCAUCGUUGUGUAGUUGACACUAUGUUGGACUUAGCUCUAAUAAGAUACUAGGGAAUCUAGAUGAGAGAUGGAGAGAAAUAGUACAGUAAGAUCAUAAGCAAAACAGCAGUUUUAAUUGUAAAUUGAUUCUAAGUAUGAACGGUUUAUUCUGCUC
Messenger RNA from Cannabis sativa, 1995 nucleotides. Its product is annotated as transcription factor VOZ1. NCBI's taxonomy places the organism in Eukaryota, Viridiplantae, Streptophyta, Magnoliopsida, Rosales, Cannabaceae. The record is from RefSeq and is a predicted model, not a curated record. The coding region runs from base 281 to 1621 and encodes 446 amino acids. The transcript has 5 exons. Gene Ontology annotation, biological process: positive regulation of long-day photoperiodism, flowering; regulation of DNA-templated transcription.